AUGAAUCACAACAUCAGAUAUUGCCUUUUUGCAGUUCUGCGUCACAGUGUUUCACUUCCAUUUGUUUUCUACGCUGUUAAUUUGCAAGCACAAAAACCUCUUUGGAGGUUGAACUUCUCAGCGAGUUUGAUUUUAGCAGAAGCCUGUAAAGCAUUUAUUGAAGACAAGGCGUCUUUCUGAAGGAAGAGAACCAACUGCAGGGGGUAUGUCACACAGAACCACCGCAUCACCUGUGCCCUCGCAGCCGAGGAGGCUGCCUGCACCCUCGCCUACCUCAUGACAUUGCACAAAGAGUUAGAGCCCUUUGAGCUUUUCUUCAGGGAGCUGUUCGUGCUCCAGAAUGUCUACUGUGCUCAUGUGGAUGUCAUUCAAGGAGCCAUUUCCCUUCCAGCAGGCAGAGUCUUUCUCGGCGCCUCCCUCAUUUCCUGGGCAAAGAGGGUGGUCUAGGGCAGCACCUCCCAUCUGUGGGCUGACCUCCACUGCAUGAGAGACCUGCUUGGCCUUGGCCAUGCCCUGGUGCUCCUACUCAACACCUGUGGCCAGGACCUCUCCUUGAAGCACAACAGGGAGAUCAUCCAGCUGCUGAAGGGCCUUGGGGGCAAGAACAUCACACCAGAGCUGCCACCUCCCCAGGUCACCACCUGCACCAAAUAUAUGCACAGGGAGAAAUUUUAGUCUUCCUUUUCUUUCACGCUGUGGACAUUUGUGUGCAAAUGGCCUCUGACCAUCUGUUUUGGCUCUGUGUCCAUGGCCAUCACCUGGCCCUUUGUGGGGUUCUUGCUGUAGGACCAGCGUGCUCUCCAUCUGCUGGCAUGAUCCUAGGACACCAACAGCCCUGAGGGCACUCCUGGGUGA
Molecule: messenger RNA, 855 nt
Organism: Onychostruthus taczanowskii (white-rumped snowfinch)
Lineage: Eukaryota; Metazoa; Chordata; Aves; Passeriformes; Passeridae
Gene: GCNT2
Product: glucosaminyl (N-acetyl) transferase 2 (I blood group)
Biological process (GO): transforming growth factor beta receptor signaling pathway
Cellular component (GO): membrane
Molecular function (GO): acetylglucosaminyltransferase activity
Source: RefSeq, a predicted model, not a curated record